Messenger RNA from Neurospora tetrasperma FGSC 2508, 1002 nucleotides. RefSeq lists its product as uncharacterized. Lineage: Eukaryota; Fungi; Ascomycota; Sordariomycetes; Sordariales; Sordariaceae. The coding region runs from base 1 to 1002 and encodes 333 amino acids. The transcript is spliced from 2 exons. The record is from RefSeq and is a predicted model, not a curated record.
AUGCAUCAACGCUCGUUCAAACACGGCACCACCAGCACCAAGACAGCCCUCUUGGGAAUGUUGAUGGCUGCGCCGGGGGUCUGGGUGCAGGCUGCUCCUGGCGUUAGUCUUGAUGCUGUCGUGGCCAACAAGCUCGAGACCAAGAGCCUCGAUGGUUCUUCCAUCAUUGCCAACAAGCCAAAAGGUGACGACGAAGAUGACCCCUGGUUGAUGCCAGCCAACAAGUUCUACGACAACUACCUGGACAACUACUGGGCAAACCGCAACCAGUCUUCUGUGCAUGGGCGGUCGUCGCUGGCGGGCAUGGCGCACAGGAAGCGGACUGUGCCGAAGUAUGAUUCUGCCCUCUACUGCGGCGUCUUCGCCACCGGUUAUAAAGAGGACAUCUCCGCUCUCCUCUGGGACUUCCACACCAAAAAUAACAUCAUCCACUACAUCGUCGGCUGGCGCGAGUGUCGGCGCGUAGCAUGCAAGAACACCAGUGGUAUCUACAUCUGCAACGACACCACCCAAACCGUGCGCGUCACGGGGGAGCGCAUUUAUACCUUGGGCAAGAUUCCCUCUGACAACUGCUGCCACCAGGGACCGCCGGAAAACCCGACAAAGAAGGUUGGACAUGGGAUGAGUGGCCAAAAGUUCACGGGGACCGGGUUUAAUGUCAUUGUGGCGUAUGCGAAUUGCAAUAAGGGCGAGUGGGACUAUCGACCGCAGAUGGGCCCGGCGGAUAAUCCGUGGGGACCGAAUUUGGAGUGUUAUACGGAGUUUUAUGGGAUGAGUCCGUCUCCGACGAAUGGGGAUGUGGUGACCAAGAGGGGGACGACGGAACUGAAAGAGAGGAAGUGGGAGUUGGUGGAUGAUGGGACGGGGGUGAUGGAUUUGGUGGAGAGGGAGAAUACUCCUGUCAAGGAGAAUGAAGUUGGUGGGGAUGCGGAUGUGGUGAAGCUGGAGGAGUGGGAGAUGACCAAGAGGGAGGAGAAGGCAGGGAAGAGGUUUGAGGCUUGA